AUGUCUUUAGCAGGAAAAAGAGCCGUACGACCUAAACGUACCGAGGCUAAUAAUCCCCUAGGGUUUAUUAUCGAUGAGGAAGAUGUAACGCCUAGUAGCAGCGCUAGACUAGAGGAUUAG
Messenger RNA from Ramularia collo-cygni, 120 nucleotides. RefSeq lists its product as uncharacterized. The coding region runs from base 1 to 120 and encodes 39 amino acids. Lineage: Eukaryota; Fungi; Ascomycota; Dothideomycetes; Mycosphaerellales; Mycosphaerellaceae. The record is from RefSeq and is a predicted model, not a curated record. The transcript has a single exon.